AUGUAUGAGAGUGGCUGGAACAGUCUCCUUAGCACAUUUCCCCCGAGUCUGCAAUCCACUGUGAACUCACCUGUUUCUUUGCCCUGCGCAGAGUUUCCAACUUACACAGCUGAAUUCCUUGCACGACUGGAGCGAGGGGAAGAGGCCUGGGUGCCAGACAUCCACAGUUCUGAAGAAAGCGGUGAUGAGGAACCCGUUGGACGACUCCUGAAACUGGGAUCAACAAUAAAAACAUACUGGAAUUACUACAAACUGAGCUCCCCCAGUUCAACCUCAUCACAGCCAGGUGAUGGGACAGCAAGUGAGGAUGAGGAGGAGAGUCCCCAGAAAGAAGAUCCUGAGCACCUGGAGCCACAUGGGAUAUUAUGGGGAAGAGCUAAAGGGGAUGACUCUCUGGCAUGUGCAAAACAGCACCGGACAGAGAGGCAGCAGAAAAACCAUCCAGCAAAGAAACUGCCCCAGUCUGGUGCUAAUGGGAAAGAGCACAAAAAUCUCAAUGUCAAGACACAGCAAGGGGUGCACCCAGGACAGCAGAAACAUGUGUGCACUGAGUGUGAGAAAACCUUCAGCAGGGGCUCCUCCCUCAAUAGACACCUGAGAACCCACACGGGAGAGAAACCCUAUCAGUGCCCUGAGUGUGAGAAAAGCUAUGCUUCCAAAUCAAGCCUCGUGGUCCAUCAGAGAACCCACUCUGGGGAGCGACCCUUUGUAUGCUCCAACUGCGGGAAGAGCUUCAUGUCAAACAAGUCCUUAAGAAAGCAUCUUAAAAUUCAUAAGGUAGAAAGCAACCACCGUUGCCCUGACUGCAGGAAAAGCUUCACAGACAGCUCCUCCUAUGAUAUUCAUCGGUUGAUCCACCUGGGGCUACUACCCUACCAGUGCCUGGAGUGUGGGAAAGUUUUCCUUGAACACUCAUCUCUGACCAAGCAUCAGAAGAAACAUGGAGAACAGAAAUCUUGUCCAUGCCCUGAACGUGGGGAAAGCUACAAUGAUCACUCAGCCUUGGCCAUGCACAGGAGAACUCAUGAGGACUACAGGCCUUAUGAAUGCCCCCACUGUGGAAGAUGCUUCAGGGACCGCUCGACCCUUGUUCGACAUAUAAGGAUCCACACUGGGGAGAAACCCUAUAAGUGCCCUUAUUGUGGGAAGACCUUUCGGGCCAGCUCAACCCUCACCAUCCAUCGGAGACUCCACACGGGAGACAAACCCUAUCAAUGCCCCGAGUGUGAGAAGGACUUCAGGUCCAGUACAGGCCUCACAAAACACCGGAGAACUCACCUGAAAAAGAAAUUACCCCACCAUUAUCUUCAUGCACCAAUCCAAAAGCCAGUAGGAGUUGAUCCCAAGCUGACUGAUGACUCUGCUUCCAGCUCUUCCUGGCUUACCGACCCCGGGCAGAAGAGAUUCCCAUGAUCGGUUCAUUGCCAUAGAGCAGCUGGCUUUUUGUGUCUCCUGACCACUUGGUGGGGGAACAAAGAGAAUCCCAUGAGCUCUGUUUCCCUGGACUGGCAUUGUACCCCCAUGCUCUGCUUCCAUUUCAUGAAGACAUAGACAAAGAAUCAUGGUCCAGGAUUUACACUUUUUCAACAACAACGUAGGAGCAGAAAGGACCAUCAGAUUCAGUCCUCUGACAUAGGAAGUAAGCUCAGAAGUAAGGUUACCUGCCUGGAAAGAUUGGGAACGGCUGUAAUAGAUGUUAAGGCAAUAAAAGUCCACAAGAACAUCCACUCCAGGCCCCCCCUCCCCCUCCCCCAUGCACCCAUAAACCAUCAAGUACCCCUUAACAUCUAUGAGCAGAGAGACAUAGUUAGCUAUGUUAGUCUGAAGUCAGGAAGAAGGCAUGGUAGCACCUAAUGCACCUAAUACACGAACUGAGAUACAUAAGUUUUUGUGAGCAAGAGUUCAUUUCAUUAGAAGCAGUGAAAGGACAUGCACAGAGCAGACUAUCAAACUGAAACAGUGACUUGUAUACAAAAGACAAGGAAGAGAGAAGGUGGGGAGAUGCGGGUGGGAAGGCAGUGCUGAGAGAGGCAAACAAGUAAUAAACCCACAGGGACAAAGGGGUCAGAAAAGCUAAUCCAGAUAAUGGGAUAAGAAUCCCUAAUUCCUGUUUAGACCAUAUUGAACACAAUCUAGUCUGUGGAUGAUUUCUUUUUUUGGGCAAUUUUGUGUUGAAGUUUGCUUUUAAUUUUCACUGUAUAGGAGCAGCCAGCAAGAGGUCAGCAAUGGACUGUCCAGGAAGGUUCAAGUAUUCUGCUAUGAAAGUUUGUGCGAUUUUGGACUUGAUAUCAAAUAAGUGCCCCCUCAUUCUUUCAUAUUUGGUUCACCCUGUUUGGCCAAUUUAAGCAGCAGAGGGGCACUGUAAGAAGGUGAUGGUGUAUAUGAUGUUGGUAGAGGUGCAGUUGAAUGACCCUCAGAUGUUUUAAUCUGUGACCUUGGCCCAAUGAUGAUAUGGUUUGUACUGAUCAGGGAGCACAAGUUGCAUCUGGGUCCAUUACAAAGCCUGGUGCCUUGGUGAGAAUAGGAGUCAGUAGCCUGUUGUUUGAGAGACAUCAUUUGAGUUUGGGGCUGUUUGUAAGCCAGGACAAGUUUGUAUCUCAUGGCUACCUUAAGGUGGUCAUCCUUUUCCAGAAGCAGUUGGAGAUUCAGGUUAUUGAUGAUAUGUCCAAGGCUUUCAGGCUGGGGGCCAUAGGUGACAACCAGAGGGAUUCUGUUGUCUUUGUCUAGGGGACUGGUAUUGUAGCAGGUCAGAGUAGGGGCUGAGUCUGGCUUUGUUGAUUUGAGUGGCUAUGGUUUUGUGAUUGUAUUGAAGAGUAUGAAUCCAUGCUCCAGAUAAGGUGUGCAUCCCAACUGAAGGGAUCAUAGAAGAUACAGUUGUAACAGUUUGGCUAUAGAUGGUAGAUCUAAUGAUAUGUUUAAGAUGAGAGCUGGUGGCAUGAAGGUAGCUGUGGUGGUUGGCGGGUUUCCAGGUGAGCUAUCUAUAAUAUCCCAUGGUCUUUCUUAUCCCAUUACCUGGAUUAGAUUUUGUGACCCCUUUUUUCCUGGUGGAUUUCUUACUUGUUUGCCUCUGUCAGCAUUGAACUGUUUCUGCCUCUUCCCUAUCUUUUGUAUUCAAAUCACCCUUUCUCUAUGUGAUAGCCUGUUCUGUGCAUAUCCUAUCACAGCAUCUGAUGAGCUAAGUUCUUGUUCACAAAAGCUUAUGCAUCUCUGAUUCAGUUAGUCUAUAAGGUACAUUUCUACUCUGCAAAAGUAGUGCAUAAAAGCCAAAGGACUCAAAAAAGUGCUCCGCAGACAGGUUCCAGCCCUUAUUUCAGACAGGUUCAGCUCUCACCUGGAGCUGUUCCUUGUGGUAGGGAUGACCCAGAAGCCACAUAGCUGAGACCACUCUGUUAAUUCUCAAGGAAGCAGGUGGAUGCAGGGAAGCAAAUUUUAGGGGAUGUUGCAUUGGUGAAAGCAGCUGGAAAGGCACAGAACCCCAGCGUGGCAUUUAUGACGUAGGCGUGAGAUGCAGAGUGGUGUGAACUGGAUGUGCUUGACAGAUGACAGCUCUGACUGGAUUCCACGCAAGGUCAGAGGCUGGCUCCAGCAACAAGUCAAUAGGAAGUGUCCAUGAUUUGGAGCUAUGGAAGUUUGCUGGCACUGGGCAAUCGAGAAGAGGUGAGAAGGCCUCCCACCCUAAGGCUCACUUGCUUGAGCUCUGUCUGCAGACUGAGGAAGCCAACAGAUCCAGCUGGUGCAGGAGUGACUUUUCCUUUCAAACCUGUCACCAACAGCAGAAACUCCAGGAUCUCCACUGACUGGACAUUCAUGUCCUAAAAGCCAGCCCUGACCACACCGAGUAGAAGUACAAUAAGCCCCAUUCAUGGAGCCUGGUCUCCUUCAGGCCUAGAAAAUCCUCUAUGGGAAGAAACAAUCCCACCAUAGUCCCAUCACUGUCAACCUCUGAGGGUCAUAUUUAUACUGAUCCACACGUCCGUUCAAUGCUAAGAUUUCCAAAGAUUUCCAUUUACUGUGUCCUCCCCAUCCCUAUACACACAUUCGAGAACAUCUUUGUGCCUUCCAUUUUACUUAAAACAUGUACAUUUUACUUAAAAUAUUACAUUUACAAAUCCACAAAGGCAUCUUACAACCAACCUAUAACCAGAAGCAUCUCGAUCUCCUGGAUGAUUUGGAUCACACCCUUUUUCUCUCCCUCUUUUUAUUCACUUUAAUGAAGUCACUUAAUUUGGGCUAUUCUUACAACCUAUGGUUUGUUCUGUAAUAGGGUUUGAUAUAUAUAAAUAUACCAUUUUCCUGGUAUGAACCUUUUCUCUCAGUGUUUAUACUGUUCUGUUCAGAAUUCAGCAUUUUAACCUGGGCUAUAGGCAUUGAAUCAGGAUGGUUGUUUGUGAUUUUAUUACAGUGCAUGAGGAGGAACAAAGUAGAAAUAA
Messenger RNA from Alligator mississippiensis (American alligator), 4430 nucleotides. Its product is annotated as zinc finger protein 501. Gene Ontology annotation, molecular function: DNA-binding transcription repressor activity, RNA polymerase II-specific. The record is from RefSeq and is a predicted model, not a curated record. The coding region runs from base 1 to 1413 and encodes 470 amino acids. Gene Ontology annotation, biological process: negative regulation of transcription by RNA polymerase II. The transcript is spliced from 3 exons. Lineage: Eukaryota; Metazoa; Chordata; Crocodylia; Alligatoridae.